CUUUUUUUGGACUUCCAGAAAACGCAGGAAGGGCACACUGCUCCAAAGCUGACCACGCUACAGAAGUACACAGCAACAUUCACCAAUCUCCUGGCUGCACCUGGCAUCAUAGAUCUUAUCCACCAGCUGAACCAGAUGAUGCCAGAGGGUCAGGAUUUUGUGUCCCUGGACAACCUCAAUUCAAAAGCCUUCUGGAGCAUGACACCAGAAGACAUGAGGGCUGUCCUGCACCACUACAAGCUCUACUACAACAAGGCCCCAGUCAAAAAACAUUUCUGGGGUCUUAUCACAACACACUGGCACAACUUGCAACAACAGAUGGACACAUUCCAUGCAGCCAAAAAUGCUGCAAAGAUGGCCAAGUGCUGCUUCAAGGAUGAGCAAGAGCUGCAGAGCAUAUGGAAGCACAUCUGCCUGGGUGAGUACAUCUCACCUGAUGGGGAGCACGUCAAGAUCCAGCCCCCCAGUAUGCUCACAAUGGAAGUCACCAACACAUUCAAGAACCAUCCCUACCACUCCAAGUUCAUCAAUGAUCAAGCACUCAAGACCUCUCUGGAAGCUCUUCAACAGGAGCUAGCAGCAGUGAAAGCAGCAUCCAAGGCCAAGGAGCAGGGCAUGCACACCUGUUCUUCAUCCACAACAGAGCAGCAGCGCAGACUUCUGGCACUUGCCAAGGUUUCUCAGCAUUGCCUGCACCUCUGGCUGGUGAAGCACAAAGCUGAUGCUGAGCUGCAGAAGAAGUACAGCCCCUGA
Molecule: messenger RNA, 753 nt
Organism: Acanthamoeba castellanii str. Neff
Lineage: Eukaryota; Discosea; Longamoebia; Acanthamoebidae
Exons: 5
Source: RefSeq, a predicted model, not a curated record